AAAUUAAUUUAACGACUUUGUUACGAAGAGUAUUAAUCACUCAUUGCCGUAUCGUAGACACAAGCGCGCGAUUUUCAUAGUUAUUUAUAAGUAUCCGGGUUACUCAUGAAUAUCCUGGUGUUCUCUCAUCUCUGAACACGGAAAACAGCGUUGUGUACUGCUGUUAAACACUGCCUAUCGUCUUGGUACAGUAAGAAACAACAGGAUGGCAACGUUGACCAUUACCGAGAGAGGGAAUCCUGGCCGUCCGACUGCAGUCACUCUCGUUCGCAUUCAGGAGUUCCUUCGUACUCCAUUUCCGGGCUUUGCUGUGGAACGUGUUAGCCUGCGAUCAUUUCAAAUCAAUGUUGACAGAGAGCAGGCGAUCAUUGUCACAGAUUCUAACAACUACAUAACACAACUUGACUCUAUUAGACUGUCAUUUCAGGGCAGACAGAGUCCGUCGUUUGAGGUCAAGUCUGUCACAGAACUCGACCAGCUAUGCGCGUCUCUACUAACCAAACCCAUCUACAUGCUGGCAAGAUGCAAAGUCCAAGUCGGCGAGCACUACGAGUGGAACACACGCGUACGCCAGUACAUCGCCACAGACUUCAUCGUCAGGCUGGAGACAAGCUGCGAAGAAGUGCGCACACAACUCUUAAGUCUAUUUGCCAAUGCUCACGAAUCCUUCGUGAGGGGAAAGAAAUUCUACACAAAGAUUGAUAUCAAUCAUGUUAUUUGUCAGUGGUUCCAACGUUCUGCGGCUCGUCGGGUGUUUGCUGGUACAUGCAGUUGUACUAACGCGGAGUUCUCGUUUCAUAACUCGUCAGAGCCGUGUUGUAAUGGUGUGAUGUCGUGCAACGGUGAUCCGACCGUGUGUGUCUGCACGUCGUUACUCUGUUUUCCGCUUGCGAUAUUUACCUGCAUCCCGUACUGUUUGUAUAGGAAGUGUCGUUAUGAUGAUAAGACGCAUCGUUUGACCGGUGAGGUAAAAAUUGGUGUCAACGUGGAGAUAUCAGCAAGCGACCUGAUGGACAUCGUGGCUCGAUGGGAAAGACAAGUAAUGACAGAAGAACACGAGCGUCUUCACGGCCCACUCGGUGUCCAACCACCUUCCUACUUUGCGACCAAUCAACAGCCAGCACCUCUGACUACCUCUCAACCUCGUGGCUCACCUAAUCAUUCCAUUUCUCGGCGUAUACCGUCACAGCCACCUCCACAGCCACCUCCAUACUGUCCACCAUCAUCCAACACGUCGACAGCCAUCCCACCACCAACACAGGAGGCGCCGCCGCCAUACACAGUGGACGACACCGGGCUGCCACACGACGACGACGACGACACUGUACCCAUUCUACAGCAUCCUGCCUAAUCAGACACAGACACAUUGGUCUGUAAUUAAUUAAUUACAUUAACUGUAAUCCAGUGAUAUCAAUAUGAUUAAGGCUGCGAUGUUGGAUCUAGAGACGGUUGCUGCUGUUGUAACGUGUUUUUAUUGAUAUCUGUUUUUCAAUAUGGAUUUACAUUCUAAUUACAUUAAACGA
Corticium candelabrum is the source of this 1523-nucleotide messenger RNA. RefSeq lists its product as uncharacterized. Lineage: Eukaryota; Metazoa; Porifera; Homoscleromorpha; Homosclerophorida; Plakinidae. The transcript is spliced from 6 exons. The coding region runs from base 206 to 1351 and encodes 381 amino acids. The record is from RefSeq and is a predicted model, not a curated record.